Ceraceosorus guamensis is the source of this 901-nucleotide messenger RNA. Its product is annotated as putative QRI8-E2 ubiquitin-conjugating enzyme. Bases 158 to 676 code for a protein of 172 amino acids. Lineage: Eukaryota; Fungi; Basidiomycota; Exobasidiomycetes; Ceraceosorales; Ceraceosoraceae. The transcript has a single exon. The record is from RefSeq and is a predicted model, not a curated record. Gene Ontology annotation, cellular component: cytosol; endoplasmic reticulum.
UUGACGCCUGAAGCCGGCUCUCGCUUUCUAGCUUCUGGCUGCGCUCAGGAUAUUCGCUAGCCACGCCUCAAGCUCUCGGGCGGAAGCUGAUCAAGUAGGCGUAAGACCGCCUGAAUCUCUCAAAGGCAGAGAAGCACCCUAGCUUUCUUACGAAGCCAUGUUCAACUCACGCACGGCGUCGUCCGCGGCCAUCCGUCGGCUUCAGAUCGAGUACAAGCAGUUGACGUCAGAUCCCAACUCGCUCUUCCCAGCUACUGGACCCAUCUCUGAAGACAAUUACUUGGAAUGGGAGGCCCUUCUACCAGGUCCAGACGACACGCCCUUCGAAGGUGGAGUCUUCCGAGCGACCUUGACCUUCCCAGCUUCCUACCCUCACGACCCACCAGUCAUGAAGUUCGACCCUCCCAUCUUCCAUCCCAAUGUCUAUCCCGAUGGAACGGUCUGCAUCAGCAUUCUCCACGCUGCAGGUGAAGAUCCCAACAUGUACGAAAGCUCGAGCGAGAGAUGGAGUCCUAUUCAGAGCACAGAAAAGAUCCUCCUGAGCGUGCUCAGCAUGCUCGCCGAACCUAACAUCGAGAGCGGCGCAAACAUCGACGCCUGCAAGCUGCUUCGAGAGGACCCAAAGGCGUACGACGAGAAGAUUAGGCAGUCUGUGAGGGAACAGCUGGGCUUGUAAAAGGCUCUCGGUUUGGAAAUCCUUUCUACCUCCCCACUGUGUCGGACACGUCCCACUCAUCAGCAUCGCAGGGCAGAUCUUGAGCCAGCACACCCUUCGUAUCAAGCGGAUGAAUAAGACGUGAAGGAAGCGCGAAGCGAGAAUGAUUCAAGGGCUACGCGAUGGCUUCGUGGAAACAGGACCCAUAGCACCGCUCAACCAAGAGACUGUCUGGCAGGCGUUUCC